Molecule: messenger RNA, 708 nt
Organism: Anisakis simplex (herring worm)
Lineage: Eukaryota; Metazoa; Nematoda; Chromadorea; Rhabditida; Anisakidae
Source: the annotation of a GenBank genome assembly
AUGUCGUUAUUUCAAGAGUCAUUUGAAAUGCUGAGCGAACAGCAAAGUAUGCGUCUCUUUAAUGUUGUACUUGGUGGAUCGCAAUUGUUUGGUGGUGCUGCAGUGUUUUUGGUAGCGAUAUGGAUGGGUGGAUAUGAGGAUGGAUUUGCUUGGAGUGAUGACCCAGAAAGACAGUUCCAUUACCAUCCAACCUUCAUGACCAUGGGUCUUGUGUUUCUUUACGGAGAAGCAUUAUUGGUCUAUCGCGUAUUCCGUAAUGAGCGCAAACGUUUCUCGAAGUUACUACAUUUAACAUUACACACAAUGGUACUCAUAUUCAUGAUAAUCGCGCUCAAAGCUGUUUGGGAUUCGCACGACUAUCAUCAGAAAGGCGAUCAGCUUGAUCCAUUACCGAAUUUAUAUUCACUGCAUUCAUGGAUCGGUAUUUCGGUUGUUGUUGCGUAUUGCAUUCAGAUGAAUUAUUUUCGUACGACAUCACGUUCAAUCAAUCCAACGUUACAGUAUGUGAGUGGUUUCGCGACGUUCUUCUUUCCUGGGUGCUGGACUCAAGACAAACAACUUUGCGGUGAGCAAGUGGUGAGCAAUUUUCUGGGUCUAACGAUUCUGGCUUAUUGCGCCUCAGUGGUGAUCAUCGUUCUGAAUCCAAGAUGGCGUCGAAGACCACUUCCUGAGGAGGAAUCACUUCAUCAGCUUACCACCACUGAUUAG